AUGGAUGGCGCAAUCGUUGCAAUGUUUACCACGAAGUAUCCAUUCAAUGUAGGCAUGAUUUGUUUACCUUCUCCUCCUCCCGGUGAAGAGUACGAAACUGAUAUGCUCCAACAAUUACGUUCAGGUACGUAUCAUUCAAUUUUACCUGAAACUCUUGAACAAUUUCAUGCUGCCAUUGAAUCAUUAUCAAAGAAAAAGGUUCGUUUAACUUGA
Rotaria sp. Silwood2 is the source of this 213-nucleotide messenger RNA. Lineage: Eukaryota; Metazoa; Rotifera; Eurotatoria; Philodinida; Philodinidae. The record is from the annotation of a GenBank genome assembly.